AUGUAUAGUUUCCGCGGCGCUCCAGCGAGGGUCUGUGACAACUGUCGCCGACGAAAGAUCCGCUGUAACCGCGAGCAUCCCUGUGACAAAUAUGGCUCUUCGACACUGGGUCUCGACGCUCAGCCUAUCAACAAUGUAAUUGCCGGAUUUUCACCAACCUCUAUGAGCUCAUUGAAUGACUGCCCAUCCUUAGCUGGAUAUGACGCUUCACUGUUGCCAUCUGAAAUAUUCACUACCGAGCCAGCUCCAAGGCCACCGCGAAUCUCCUCCACGCAGCUUCAAGCGCAUUUGCACGUCUUCUUAACAUAUCUAUAUCCUAUAAUGCCAGUUGUGGAUAAGAAUGCCUUCCUACUUGACUGUGCUAAUCCCGAGGCAUUGGAUCCCCGUCGCUAUGCACUUCUAGUUGCCCUUUCCGCUGCCGCCCAUUUGCAACUGAACCUCGAUAUGUCACAGACAAGUGUCAGUGUCGAUAUCCCCCAGCUAGGCCAAAGUCUCCUUGAUGAAGCAUUGCGGACGCUGCAGCAAUUUGGCCUCCUUGAUGACCCACAUGUUGACAACCUUCUCACCAUGUUUUUCCUGUUUGCUGCGUAUGGAAACCUCCGCAAGACUCAUCAGGCCUGGCAUUAUCUCAACCAAAGCAUUUGUUUUGCAUACAUGUUGAAGCUGAAUGUAGAGUCUACUUAUACAGCAUUGAGCCAGCAUGAAGCUGACAUGCGCCGGAGAAUCUACUGGCUUCUUUUUAUCACAGAACGUGCAUAUGCCCUCCAAACGGGUCGACCCGUCAUGCUUCGUGGAGCUAUCCAGAAGCCUGUUGUCUUCCGGUCCGAGUCACCGACGAUGAUGUAUGGCUUUAUUAGCCUUGCCCUGCUCUUUGAGAAAAUAUCUCCUGAAUUCUAUGAAUGGAACAUUGGCGAUUUAGGUGAACCAUGCGACCUUUCAUCCUUGACAACUAUAUUUAAAUCUGUUGCUUUUGCAUCACCUCUGCUAGAAGAAGUUUCUGAAACAAGCCGGAUUGAUCUCGUCCUCACUCAGCAGUGGCUUCAAACCCGCCUGUGGCGAUUUUAUAUGGAUCGCAAGGGCUUCUGCCAGGCGCAGUAUAACUCAGAUCUACCUAUACUACUCCCAGUGAUAGCAGGAAAGAGCGUGAUGGUCUGCUUAUCAUCAGUAGCUCAGAAGUCGACUGAUGCACAUGGCAUUGGAGCUGAACAGAAACUAUACGACAUUGGGGAAUGCAUAUUCCAGCUCACACAACACCUAUCCCGUAAGACUAAUAAAUUAUGGAAGGUGUCUGCUGUUGAUCUUAGGGAUGUAUUGUACGGAAUCCUAACGACGUUAUCCCGAAUUCGAGGCUCUCAAUCGUAUUUACUCCCAGCGUUACUACAGCAGUCUCAGGGACUUCUGGGCUUUAAAGAUGUCCCUCAGCCUUUGAGUGAAGUAUAUUCCUCGUCAGAGACUGAUAAUGAGGAAUCUAUCUAG
Molecule: messenger RNA, 1476 nt
Organism: Talaromyces proteolyticus
Lineage: Eukaryota; Fungi; Ascomycota; Eurotiomycetes; Eurotiales; Trichocomaceae
Product: fungal-specific transcription factor domain-containing protein
Exons: 4
Coding region: 1-1476 (491 amino acids)
Biological process (GO): DNA-templated transcription; regulation of DNA-templated transcription
Molecular function (GO): zinc ion binding; DNA binding; DNA-binding transcription factor activity, RNA polymerase II-specific
Source: RefSeq, a predicted model, not a curated record